Messenger RNA from Cicer arietinum (chickpea), 1014 nucleotides. RefSeq lists its product as uncharacterized. NCBI's taxonomy places the organism in Eukaryota, Viridiplantae, Streptophyta, Magnoliopsida, Fabales, Fabaceae. The record is from RefSeq and is a predicted model, not a curated record.
UUCCUAUCUUUCUCUUUUAAAAAAAAAAUAAAAAUAAACGAACAACUUCAUCGAAUUUCAAUUUCUCUUCUUUCCGCCAUGGCUUCUCUCCUCCUCCGCCUUCCAAUCGCCGCCGUGAUCGUCCUCAUCGCGCUAUCCGCCUCCUCUGUCACCGCUCGUCCAUGCCGGACCUUCAUCAUCUCCUCCUACUCUUUCCGUAACCCUUCCUCCAACACCUUCGCCACCAUCACCGAGAUCCGAUCCAUCUCCCCUCUCUACAUCAAUGACAAACCCUACGAAAUCUUUAUUGAUCGCCCGAUUCAACACAACUUACAAUUAGAAACCCAGUCUCAAGGCGCGUCGCACCCACGCGGCCCCUUAGGGUUUUCCACCGACGCUUACGAUUUCUCCUCCCUUCGCGAUCGCACCAAGGAUAUCCUCAGCGUCGCCCUCGCCUUGCUAUUCGGCGUUGGAUGCGGUGCCUUAACCGCCGCCACCAUGUACUUGGUCUGGUCCGUCUUCACCGCCCGCCACGAACUCCGCGCGGCCGCUUACGGUGAAUUCUCCGACGACGAGAUUGAAAGCCCCAAGAAAAUGGGAUAUGUCAAGAUUCCGGCGGCUGAGGUGGCUGCUGCUGCUCCCGCACCUCCGGCCAAGGAUUCGGUAUGAGAAAUUUAUGAAUGGGAUUUUUAGUAAUUCAUAAGUAUAACCGUGUGGUUUAUGUGUAUUGUUAAUAAUCAUAGUCGAAUUUUAAUGUAAAAGAAACGCCGAAAAGGUGCAAACUCUUGCCCUGUAUCAUUAAUCGUUUCUCUAUUACAUGUUUACGUUCGAACUUGAUGUAUUUGCAAUAUUUUAGGAUUAUUACCCUGCUGUUGAUGAUGUUGGUUUUCUGUGUUGAUUGUUUCAAUGUGGAAGCCGGGAAUUAAAUGUGAUAUGUUAAGCUUGAUGCAAAUGGAACUAAUCGUGAUGUACGACACAAUCGUAGUAUUUUGUUAUAGCGUGAUUGUAUCUGAAAGAUUGCCUUUUUCAUCGUUG